This is a messenger RNA of Agrilus planipennis (emerald ash borer), 778 nucleotides long. RefSeq names its product uracil phosphoribosyltransferase homolog. The record is from RefSeq and is a predicted model, not a curated record. The transcript has 3 exons. NCBI's taxonomy places the organism in Eukaryota, Metazoa, Arthropoda, Insecta, Coleoptera, Buprestidae. Bases 173 to 778 code for a protein of 201 amino acids.
UUGCAAAAACCUGCGUUUAGCAAAAUCAUGAUGUUUGGAAAUCCAAAUGCGCUUUUCGGACUUCAUUUGCACAUAACCUCUCUACCUCUGCACGUUUUACGAAUUUUACACAAAAAACGUGCUACCUUACAAAUAGCACUUAACCUUUCUUCAUUGUCUGAAAUACACUGUUAUGGGAAGUUCUGAUUUGGAAAUGACCAGAGGAAUUGAAAAUAAUUUCGAUGAUUUCGGUAAAAAUUUGAAAGUUCUACCUGCUAAUGAUCAAAUAAAAGAAUUACAAACAAUUCUGCGAGACAGGAACACCACCAGAAGUGACUUCAAAUUUUAUGGGGACCGGCUCAUACGAUUGGUUAUUGAAGAAAGUUUAAAUCAAUUGCCAUUUACUGAUUGUAAAGUUAUCACUCCCACUGGUGCUACAUAUGAAGGUUUAAAAUAUAGGUCAGGCAAUUGUGGAGUAUCAAUUGUGAGAUCUGGAGAAGCUAUGGAGCAGGGCUUAAGAGAUUGUUGUAGAAGUAUUCGCAUAGGAAAGAUUUUAGUUGAAUCAGAUAUCGAAACCCAUGAAGCUAAAGUAGUUUAUGCAAGAUUUCCUGAUGAUAUAUCUAAAAGACAGGUUUUACUAAUGUACCCCAUAAUGUCUACUGGGAAUACUGUAAUACAGGCUGUUAAUGUGCUUAAAGAACAUGGUGUUCAAGAAGAGUGUAUUAUAUUAAGUAAUUUAUUUUGUACCCCACUAGCUGCUAAAACUAUUACCAAAGCAUUUCCAAAGGUAAAAUUUUGA